AUGGCCACAAUGCAGCUCCGCCCGUCGCUAUUAGCGACGCGAGCAUCAACCCUCCACUCCGCAAUGCAAUCCCUCUGCAUCCAAGCACAAUCCCACACCCGCGCGUUCAGCACAACCCCUCGCUCCCUCAACUGGCUGGCACCCAAAGCCGGCGAAUCGACCAAAUCGCGCAAAGGACGCUGCAAAGUACCCACGGGCGGUAGCACCAAAGGAACCACGCUUGUGUGGGGUGAUUAUGGUAUCCGUCUCAAAGACCACGACCGACGCAUCUCAGCCUCAGCACUUAAAAUUGCAGACGAAACCAUCAAGAAGCGUCUGAGAGGUAUGAAGUACCGUCUCUACCACCGCGUGUCUGCCAAUAUCGGGGUGUACACUUCAGGAAAUGACCAGAGAAUGGGAAAGGGAAAGGGUAGUUUCGACUAUUGGGCGGUUAGGAUGCCGGUGAGCAGGAUUUUGUUUGAAUUGAAGGGUGAUGUGCACGAGCAGGUCGUCAAGGAUGCGAUGAGAUUGGCUGGGAACAAGCUACCUGGUCUGUAUGAGUUUGUCAAGAAGGGAGAUCCGCCCGUCAUGGGCAUCACGAAGUUGACUGCGGGCGUUACGGAGGCGCAAUUGAGGCGGCCGAGGAUGGRGGUUAAGGUGCCGGCGCCGAGUCUUGAUUCGACUGCUGAUAGGAUGCGGUCUACGACUCCUUGA
Messenger RNA from Ramularia collo-cygni, 693 nucleotides. RefSeq names its product related to ribosomal protein L16 precursor, mitochondrial. Lineage: Eukaryota; Fungi; Ascomycota; Dothideomycetes; Mycosphaerellales; Mycosphaerellaceae. The coding region runs from base 1 to 693 and encodes 230 amino acids. Gene Ontology annotation, biological process: mitochondrial translation. The record is from RefSeq and is a predicted model, not a curated record. Gene Ontology annotation, molecular function: rRNA binding; structural constituent of ribosome. The transcript is spliced from 2 exons. Gene Ontology annotation, cellular component: ribosome; mitochondrial large ribosomal subunit.